GCGGUUAGCAGGCAGGCUUAAACUGCUUAAGCCUCGCACUGGCACAGCCGUGGCCGCGGAAAGAGGGGAUCCCGCGAAAUGGAGCUCUCGCCGGCGCCGGCGGGGAGGUGGGCCGACCUCCCCGAGGACAUCGCUCUCGCCGUCGCCUCCCGCCUACAGGAGGCCGACGUGUGCGCGCUCGGCGGCUGCUCCCGCUCCUGGCGUGCCACCUGCGACGCCGACUACGUCUGGGAGCGCCUCUUCCGCUGCCGCUGGCCGGCCGCCGCGGCGGAAGCGGCGCCGGCGUCCCGUGUGCAGGGAUGGAAAGCUCUCUACAUCAACCAACACAGAAGAAUGGAUGUUGCAAUAUCUAAUGUGGUUGAAUUUGUGGGGAGCAGCUUAAAUAAUGGGUGGCUUGAAUCUGAAUGUUAUUUGAAAGCUAUUGCUGAUCUGGCGUUGAUGGACGAUAUAGGAUUUCUUGAUGUCAAGUUUUUCUUGUUUUCAAGGAAUCAUAGUGCAAUAAUAAACCUCAUUGGAUUGCACUACUCAAUUGCAUCUUUGCAUGUGCUGCCAGCUGAAGUCAGUAAGGCACUCCAAGCUCGCCAAGUAGCAGGAAGGAGAGUGUGUGUGAACUUGCUCAAGCUUGGUAGGUGGUUCUAUGGUUUCAGGUUACCUGAUGAACACGUGUCUCGUAAAAUCUCUCUGAGUGAGCUCACCGUGGCUGAGGGAGCAGAAAUCCUAGCCAUUCUUAACCGUGGAGCUGUUCACGAGGUAUUUCGCCUCCAAAUCAGUUUGGCGGACAUAGAUAAGUGACAUAAAAGUAUGCACACCACGUUACCAUAAGUACAUGGCUUAUCGUGCCCUUUGUAAAUAUGUGUAACUUUUGUCAUCUGAUGCCCUCGUGCCUCUGCUUAGUUGUAAAUGCAAGCAUAGGGAUGGAUGGAAGUGUGGAACCAUGUAAACUUUUUGCUACAUAGUCGUGUAUAAAAUAAAUAAUAAAGCCUUGCCAUGUGUACACAUUUCAAUAAA
This is a messenger RNA of Panicum hallii, 1008 nucleotides long. RefSeq lists its product as uncharacterized. Gene Ontology annotation, molecular function: protein binding. The coding region runs from base 79 to 792 and encodes 237 amino acids. The record is from RefSeq and is a predicted model, not a curated record. Lineage: Eukaryota; Viridiplantae; Streptophyta; Magnoliopsida; Poales; Poaceae. Gene Ontology annotation, cellular component: SCF ubiquitin ligase complex. Gene Ontology annotation, biological process: protein polyubiquitination; SCF-dependent proteasomal ubiquitin-dependent protein catabolic process. The transcript has 4 exons.